UUGAGAAUAAACGUUGUUCAUUUUGUGUAUUACAGUCACCAUGAAGUCGUACUCUGCCGCUCUCAUCGCUAUAUGCCUCUGUCUCGGCGUGUCAUGCGCAAUGGGAGCCGGAUACGGUUCCGGAUAUAACAGCUACGACAACUAUGGAAGCAUUGGAGGCGGAUAUUCCAUGGGGUACGGAAAAGGAUACAGUGGUUACGGGAGUGGAUACGGACACGGUUAUGGAAAAGGUCACGGGAAGGGAUACGUCUCCACCGAGACUAUUAUCAGUCAACCUUACGCCCAGCAAAUCGCUCUGCCACCACCACCACCAGUCCAGGAUAAUGAUGGACUUUUUGGACUCGGUGGAGGAUCCGGACUUCUGUUGCUCGGUCUGCCCCUUCUCCUUCUCCUGAGGAACUCCAACUCCGGUUAAACUCCUGACGUUAACACUCAUUACUGUAGAAGCAACUCUGUGAUACAUCGCGCAAUAUUGGCAGUUAGCACUUCGUCUGUGUGUAAUUUAUUUGUAUACUUAUGUGGUUUUUAUUUGAUGAUUAAAUAUGUAAAUCUUA
Molecule: messenger RNA, 554 nt
Organism: Pecten maximus
Lineage: Eukaryota; Metazoa; Mollusca; Bivalvia; Pectinida; Pectinidae
Product: neuropeptide-like protein 31
Exons: 3
Coding region: 41-415 (124 amino acids)
Source: RefSeq, a predicted model, not a curated record